This is a messenger RNA of Panicum virgatum (switchgrass), 1041 nucleotides long. RefSeq lists its product as uncharacterized. The transcript has a single exon. The record is from RefSeq and is a predicted model, not a curated record. NCBI's taxonomy places the organism in Eukaryota, Viridiplantae, Streptophyta, Magnoliopsida, Poales, Poaceae. Bases 175 to 831 code for a protein of 218 amino acids.
GCCCCGGGAUCGAUCGGAGUCCCUUCUCAACCGACGCGACCGCUCGACAGGCGGCCGGUGCUUCUAGCCUUCUACCACAUCACCUCUCGAUCGGUUGAUCCAUCAGCAGCCGCACGCAAGCGGAUCGGGGACUCCUCGUCUCUCUCUCGCGCGCGCGAACGCCUGCCUGCUCCGAUGAGGCUGCUCGUGUGCUUCGGCGGCUCGGCGGCCGUCGUGGACGACGACGCGGCCGGCGGCAUCGAGGCGGCGGUGGUGGCAGCUCGCCGCCGGCGACACCAGCGCGGGUCGUUCCGGGGGAAGUUCUUGUCCGGUAGCAGCAAGGGGAAGACGAAGGAACCGUCGUCGGGGCCGGAGCCGUCGCCGCGGGCGGAGGAGAAGGAGCGGGCGGUGGACGCCGACGACGCCUGGGGCUUGUACACGGCGCCGUCGUCGGUGCCGUCCUCGGCGCUGCUGAGCUCCGAGGCGGCGUCGCUGGACUCGGGCCCGUGCUCGGCGACCUCCCGCUCCUCGGCCUCGGUCUCGGUCUCGGGGGUGCUCUUCCCGCCGCCCGCGCCGAAGCAGGAGGCGAGCAAGGGAUCGUCGACGUCCCCGGCGGCAGGGGCGGUGGCCGUGGUGCUGUGCCUCCUGAUGGUGGUGUUCUGCGGCCGGGUCGGGGCGACGGUGCUCACGUCCACCACGCUCUACCUCUUCCCGCGGCGGUGGCCCGCGAGGCCGACGCAUAAGGAGGGCGGCGUGGAAUCGAUGGAGUGCGACGCCGACAAGGAGACGGCGAACAGGGAAGGUGAUUACGGAAAUACUGAGGUGUUCCUGGUGACGAACCGCAACAGCUGAUCACCGUCAUUUUUUCUUCUCAUUUUUUUGUUUGGAUGAAGGACGAAGAGUUUACAGUGAUAAACCUUUUUUUUUUGUCCAACAAAAGAGUUUAUAUAGUUGAAAAUUUUAGAAAGUUUGAUCAGCAGGAAUUAUAAAACGACAUGUAAUUUAACUAGAGUGAGUAUGCUGUUUAAGACAUUUUGAUAAGGAAAAAGUUCAAAGGUAAAA